AUGGCCGAUGGGUCAGGCAGGCGUCGUCUGUGGGUGUCGCUUAGCAUCGGAACGUCUUCCUCACGCCUGAUCAGGCCCGUCUUCCAAUGGGGGGAGAGGGGCGGGCGUGAAGGAGGGGAAUCUUGCGGUGAAGGAGGGGGAUCUUGCUUUUGGGACACCCAUCUAUCCCCACCUAGAUGCACAACGGCAGAUGGCGCAUCAGCAGCGGCCCUUGCAGCAGCGGUUUCAGGAAGUACCCUAAGGGCAUGUUUGCCGAGCUCGCAGCGCCUUCUCCCUCCUUCUUCUCUCGCACCCCCUCCUUAUCUCCGAAACAACCGUGAGCAACGUGCACUCAGUUUGGUGGUGUGUGAGCUGUGGUACAUAAGCUUCUCUCUUCCUGUUCGCCUCCAUCCUCCGGCCAUGCAGCGAACAGCUCCCAAGGACGACCUUCUCAAGCUCCGAAUCUCGACUCCCCGGGUAACUAUCGCUUGACGAAGUUCCCAUCAAGAAGGUCAGUUGAUACCAGGAUACACAAAGGCACAAACGCUGUGUUUAAGCCUAUUCUCUGUGUGUGCGUUUGGCGUGCGUGUGCUUCGUUUCCUCGCCAGGUGGUGA
This is a messenger RNA of Vitrella brassicaformis, 594 nucleotides long. NCBI's taxonomy places the organism in Eukaryota, Vitrellaceae. The record is from the annotation of a GenBank genome assembly.